AUGGCCACCGCGGUCGCCACCGCCCCAACGGUGACUUCGGAGACGAACAAUCUCCUGGCCAACUAUGUUCCCGUCUACGUCAUGCUCCCGGUAAUCCCCUCCUCCUCCUCCUCCUCCUCCUCCUCCUCCUCCGCUUCCUUGUAGCCCGAUGAAGAUGACGCAGUGGGAUCUCUCUGUGCAGCUGGGAGUCGUCAACUACGACAACGUGCUGGAGAACGCGGAUGAUCUCCGGGCCAAUCUCAAGAAGCUCAAGGAGGCCGGUGUGGACGGCAUCAUGGUGGACGUGUGGUGGGGCAUCAUCGAGAAGAAUGGCCCCAAGCAGUACGAGUGGGGCCCUUACAUGAGCCUGUUCGAGCUCGUCGUCGAGGUGGGGCUCAAGAUCCAGGCCAUCAUGUCCUUCCACCAGUGCGGCGGCAACGUCGGAGACGCAGUCAACAUUCCCCUGCCGCCAUGGGUGACCGCCGUCGCCGAUUCAAACCCUGAUAUCUUCUACACCAACCGGCGGGGAACGAGGAACCCCGAGUACCUCACCAUUGGAGUCGACAACGAGCGCCUCUUCCAUGGCCGCACCCCAGUGGAGGUCAGUUCAUAGGAUCUACAGAGGUGGCCGCCGUUUGGAUCUCCUCAACGGUUUCACGUGUUUUCCUGUGAACAGAUGUACAGGGACUUCAUGGUCAGCUUCAGGGAGGCCGCGAAGAGCUACCUGAUUGCCGGGAAGAUAUCAGACGUAGAGGUGGGGCUCGGCCCUGCCGGGGAGCUGAGGUUCCCCUCGUACCCGCAGAGCCAGGAGUGGGUUUUCCCCGGCAUCGGCGAGUUCCAGGUAGAGAGACCUCGUACAGAGCAUUCUAUCACCUCUUCUUGGACCCUUUAAUGGCCUAUAUUCCACGAACACUCGUAAUAAAAAAUAAUCAUACAUUUAAUUAUCCUACGGCCCUCGAACCCAGUAAUUAUUAAUCAUAUUUAGCAUCUCGCCCCUCUCGAGAAAGAAUUUUUUUACGAGUAAUUUCGCGUAUUUCGAGAACCCGUCUCCGAAACUGGGGUCAGUCCAAGCCGUUUGACCUCCAUGGUCGACUGAAUCACAGUGCUAUGACAAAUACCUGGUCGAGCAAUUCGCCGUGGCGGCGAGGAAGCACGGUCAACCCAAGUGGCAACUCCCCGCGAACGCCGGGGAAUACAACGACACGCCCUCGGACACGGAGUUCUUCACCACCGAAUAUGAGUCGGCGUACGGCAAGUUCUUCUUGGCCUGGUACUCCAACUUGCUGCUACAGCACGCCGACCAGGUUCUUGAAGAAGCCACGAAGAUCUUCCUGGGCCUGAAGGUCAAGCUGGCGGCGAAGGUAUGGGACCCCCAGCCAUGAUCACCCCCAAGAUUUCGUCUAUAUUGUGCGAGAGGAUGUCCCUCGCUGACUUGACCUGAGUCAACGGAUGGGCAGGUCUCCGGGAUCCACUGGUGGUACAGGGACGCCAGUCACGCCGCCGAGCUCACCGCCGGAUACUACAACCUGACCGACCGGAACGGCUACGGCCCGAUCGCGAGGGUGCUGAAGAGGCACGAAGCCAUCCUUAACUUCACCUGUGUCGAGAUGAGGAACACCGAGCAGAGCGACAGCGCCAUGAGCGCGCCAGAGCAGCUGGUGCAGCAGGUGAGGCUGCUCGGCAUGAUCUCUCUCUCUCUCUCUCUCUCUCCCCCUUUCUUCCGAGUUAGGGUUAUGAGGAUGGUGAUGAUUAUAGGUGCUGAGCGCCGGCUGGAGAGAGGGGAUCGAGGUGGCUGCGGAGAACGCGCUCAACAGAUACGAUAAGUACGCGUACAACCAGAUACUGAAGAACGCGAGGCCGAACGGCGUCAACAAGAACGGCCGGCCGAAGCUGAGGAUCUUGGCGAUGACCUACCUGCGUCUGACCGACGAUCUCAUGGAGACCGACAAUCUCGCACUCUUCACGAUCUUCGUGAAGAAUAUGCAUGCCGGCCUGGUAAGUGCCCUCAUUUAACCUUAUAAACCCAGAAUUUGCUAAAUUCCAGCCACUUUCCCAUCGGGAUUAUCACCCAAAUUCUCUAAGAUUGUUCAGUUCAAGACUGCCCAGAUUUCUCUCGAUUUGUUCCAACUUCAGUGCAGGCUCUUCUCCAUCGGGACUGUCACCCAAAUCCUGUGCUAUUCAGAGCAGAAGACCCAGAAUAUGCUCGAAUUAACCUAAAAUUAACCUUUUAUCCAUGAUUACUAUCCCAAAUCCUGCAAUUUUUAGAGCAUAAGAUCCAGAAUUUUCUUCCGACCUCUCUCUCUCUCUCUCUCUCUCCCCCAGAUCUUCUCGAACUGACCCUAACUUCGUGCCGAUUUUCUCUUCUCCAGGACUACCACUCGAACGCGCAGGAUUUCUACAGCCCGGUAAAGCCAUUGGCACCUUCUAAGCCGAGGAUGACGAUCGACUACAUCCUGGAGGCGACCAAGCCGGUGGAUCCCUACCCGUUCGACGAGAAGACGGACAUGCCCGUGGCUGAAGAGUGA
Messenger RNA from Spirodela intermedia, 2504 nucleotides. The record is from the annotation of a GenBank genome assembly. Lineage: Eukaryota; Viridiplantae; Streptophyta; Magnoliopsida; Alismatales; Araceae.